Oryzias latipes (Japanese medaka) is the source of this 975-nucleotide messenger RNA. RefSeq names its product ADP-ribosylation factor 4. The record is from RefSeq and is a predicted model, not a curated record. Gene Ontology annotation, molecular function: GTPase activity; GTP binding. Lineage: Eukaryota; Metazoa; Chordata; Actinopteri; Beloniformes; Adrianichthyidae.
CCGCGUUGGCCUGGACGUGGCACCGAGGAGGAGCUGCCCCACCAGUCCAACCGAGGCUGUGCGAACCGAACCUCCGCUGAAAUGGGUCUGACCAUCUCGUCGCUGUUCUCCAGGCUGUUCGGGAAGAAGCAGAUGAGGAUCCUGAUGGUGGGUCUGGACGCGGCCGGAAAGACCACCAUCCUGUACAAACUCAAGCUCGGAGAGAUCGUCACCACCAUCCCCACGAUCGGGUUCAACGUGGAGACGGUGGAGUACAAGAACAUCUGCUUCACCGUGUGGGACGUGGGCGGUCAGGACAAAAUCAGACCUCUGUGGAGACAUUACUUCCAGAACACACAGGGCCUGAUCUUCGUGGUGGACAGCAAUGACAGGGAGCGCGUAGCGGAGUCGGCAGAGGAACUCUCAAAGAUGAUCCAAGAGGAUGAGCUCAAAGAGGCGGUGCUUCUGGUUUUUGCAAACAAACAAGAUCUUCCCAAUGCCAUGGGGGUCAGUGAACUCACCGACAAACUGGGCCUGCACAGCCUGCGCAGCAGAACUUGGCACGUCCAGGCCACCUGUGCCACUCAGGGGACCGGUCUGUACGAGGGGCUGGACUGGCUGUCCAAUGAGUUGUCCAAACGCUAAGCAGCUGACUGAUGAUGUCACCGUGUACAGAGGAAGAGGAGGAGCCUUCCGCCAGACUGUUCCUGUUUUUUUUUUCUUUUUUUAAAUUAUAGCUGUAGAAGGAAGUGAUGUCACAGACUCUGAGGUUUCCCAUCAUCCUCUUCUUCUUCUGCCGGUGUUUGUUCUUUUAUGCGCAUGUUUUAAAUCCAGAUCAUGUGACAGGAUGUUUUGGGAGAGGGGUGGGGCUUGGGGCAGGUGAGAGCUACCUGGGCAGGUGACGAGUCAUUCCACAGCCGGACCGGCGCCCCCGUCAUUCCUGCCUAAUGUGAAGAAGAGAUGAAGAAGAUGACGCAAUAAAGCUUUUUCUUGUCA